UGAAUAGGGAUAUCCUCAGCUUAGCUAGACAGGCAGGCUUUCAUGAGCUGGAAUCAGAGGAUAUUGAGCAAGUCCUUGGAGGAUUUGCAACAACUAGCAGAACACAGUCCCGUUGAAGAUGACGAAGAAAUAACACAACGAAUGCAAACUACCAAGAGGAUGGCAGAAGCAUUCAACAUAAUUCAGCAAGGAAUGCAAAUCUUCGUUGAUGACGACCCAAACAGAGAAUGUAGCUCAAAGAUUCAACUCAGCAUUGAUGACAGGCUUGCUUGUUACAAUGAGAUCUACAAGGAGAGGAAGAGGAUCAUUAAGCAGUCAAAGCUGAAUUCUUAUUUAGUCGCCGGAAGGCAGCUACAUCUUCACAACAGCCUGCAAGCGAGGAGGAGCAAACAGCAUCCGAGGAACCUCAGUCAGGGCGGGAGGAUGAGGCACCAGCCGUGUCCCAGUGACUCCCCACCUUCCUCCUCCACUCCACCCAUCACCUGGCGUUGUCUGCAUCAACCCUGCCACCCUCACAGCCUGCCUCUCCCCUUCACUCCACCAAUACAAAUUAUUCACAUUCUGGAUGCUCUCGGUCCAAAGGUCUUAAAGGAGGAGCAGUAAUAUCUUUGUAUCAUUACUGAGGCCUCUACAGCAGGUAAGAAAUGUACACUUUUUAUACAUUAAUAACACUGCAAAUUAUUUUGUUCCCAUUAUGUUGAUAUUACACUUAUGACUGGGAUAAAUUAUAUAUUCUUCCUAGUCAUAAAUUUGUUACAGGAUAACUUAAUAUUCAGUAUGUACGCUUGUUUCAUUCACAGUGUUGUGUGUCAGGCGUGCGUUCGUGUUGAUGGCGCAAUGGUGGUGGUAAGGGCCGUGCGAGGCCGGCAGCAGACGAUGGGUCGCCCGCUACUGCAUUCUAGUUGACUUCCCUAACAUCACACCACAUUUACUUGCUUCUCAUUUAAUUUAUUUAUGAUUAACACAAAAUACAACUGUAUAAAGUACCUGUACAUACCCAUGUAUUAUUUAGGGGGCUUAAAUAAUUUUUUUCUAA
Homarus americanus (American lobster) is the source of this 1036-nucleotide messenger RNA. RefSeq lists its product as uncharacterized. The coding region runs from base 43 to 603 and encodes 186 amino acids. NCBI's taxonomy places the organism in Eukaryota, Metazoa, Arthropoda, Malacostraca, Decapoda, Nephropidae. The transcript is spliced from 2 exons. The record is from RefSeq and is a predicted model, not a curated record.